AUGCAUUUUCCAGAUAAUGAAAUAGUUAGCCCCGCUAUGGAGAGCUACGCACAUAGAGAUUUACUAGUUACAUCAUCCAGCCUGGAACUGAAAACUGCCACAAUAAGCCCCGAUGAUUCGUAUACUGUUCAACAAGCCAUAAACAUUUUCGGAUUCGGAUGGUUUCAUGUGAAAUUAUCACUUCUUGUUGGACUUUGCUGGAUGGCGGAUUCAAUGGAAAUGACCAUUUUGAGCAUUAUAGGACCGGCAAUGUUUUGCGAGUGGAACAUCACAAAGUACCAACAGGCCUCUGUAACAACGGUUGUAUUCCUGGGAAUGAUGUUAAGUUCCACAUUUUGGACUCAGCUGAGCAAUAGAUAUGGCCGAAAAUCUGCCCUUACCCUAUGUGGACUCCUACUGGUUUUAUACAGCCUAUUAAGUUCUGUAGCACCAAGUUAUGCUUGGCUCCUAACACUACGGGGUCUUGUAGGUUUCGCAAUAGGAUGUGUGCCACAAUCUGUUACGCUGUAUGCUGAAUUUUUGCCAACAAAACAUAAAGGGAAAUGUGUUGUAUUAAUGGAUUGCUUUUGGGCAUUAGGGGCAUGCUUAGAGGUUCUUCUGGCACUAAUAAUUUACCCUUAUUAUGGUUGGAGAGGGCUUUUGGGAUUAUCUGCAACACCUUUGUUAAUAUUCACCAUCUUAUCGCCAUGGUUAACUGAAUCGGCACGCUAUUAUACAUCUAAUGGUCGGACUGAUAAGGCCGUCAAGGUUCUCGAACAGAUAGCCAAAAAUAAUAAGCGACACAUGCUGAUUGGACGCCUGGUGGCCGAUGAAGAGCCAAGCGCCACCGAACGCAUUCAGACAUUAUUAAAGCCAGAUCUGUGUUUCACGACUUUAUUGCUGUGGUUUAUUUGGUUGACAUGUGCCUUUUGUUAUUACGGCCUUGUUUUAAUAACUACCGAGUUAAUGGUAUCGAGAAACAAAGAAAAUAGCCCCAAUGAGUGUGUUACAUUCUUAACGACCGAUUUUAUGGACUUACUUUGGAUUACAUUGUCGGAAUUUCCUGGGAUACUGAUAACACUUGAAAUAAUAAAGCGUUUUGGGAAAAGGAAAACAAUGGUUAUACAAUAUCUAGUGCUAGUUUUUUGCACCUUCACAUUAAUGGCAAGUGAGAGUCGGUUUUCCACUUCUGUCACUUUGUUUAUUGCAAGAGGAUCUAUUUCUGGAGUCUUUCAAGCCAUUUAUAUAUACACACCUGAAGUAUAUCCUGCUCCACUGCGAUCAAUCGGAGUUGGAGGAUGUUCAGUACUAGCCCGACUAGGUGCUAUGAUAACCCCAUUUGUGGCACAAGUGAUUCUUCAAACCUCAAAAUGGCAAGCUAUGUCCAUAUAUGGGGCUAUAGGAAUGCUGGCAGCUAUCGCCUGUGCUCUACUUCCGAAAGAAAAUCAGGUCUACCACUGAAUACUCUUAGUCAAAUAAUAAAAAAUAGUUUGAGUUCGAGAAGAAACGCUAUUUUGUUAAGUCUUAAUAUUUUUUUUAUUU
Molecule: messenger RNA, 1521 nt
Organism: Scaptodrosophila lebanonensis
Lineage: Eukaryota; Metazoa; Arthropoda; Insecta; Diptera; Drosophilidae
Product: synaptic vesicle 2-related protein
Exons: 7
Coding region: 1-1440 (479 amino acids)
Biological process (GO): transmembrane transport
Cellular component (GO): membrane
Molecular function (GO): transmembrane transporter activity
Source: RefSeq, a predicted model, not a curated record